Culex pipiens pallens (northern house mosquito) is the source of this 2326-nucleotide messenger RNA. It is a transcript of the gene barc, whose product is annotated as HIV Tat-specific factor 1. Bases 211 to 2115 code for a protein of 634 amino acids. The record is from RefSeq and is a predicted model, not a curated record. NCBI's taxonomy places the organism in Eukaryota, Metazoa, Arthropoda, Insecta, Diptera, Culicidae. The transcript is spliced from 5 exons. Gene Ontology annotation, biological process: mRNA splicing, via spliceosome. Gene Ontology annotation, molecular function: RNA binding. Gene Ontology annotation, cellular component: U2 snRNP; U2-type spliceosomal complex.
GCGGCGUUCAGUUUUGGUUCGCGGUUUGUUUACCUUUUUUGCGUUCGCAAGUUUCGUGCAAUCGUUUACCGGCGUGAAACGAGCGGUUUUCGCGUGACAAGUCGUGAUUUUUAACGCGCAACGGGUUGUGAUUUAAAGUGAUUUUUGGUGAAGCAUUGGAGACUGUCGAUUCAGCGGGGGUUUUAAGAUCGCCGCCCAGUAUUCGGCACGAUGUCAGACGAAAGUGCAAACAUUCCACCUGACUCUGCUGGCACGCCAGACGACGACGGUGCUGGUCAACCAGCCGAACCUUCUUCCAAACCGGAAGAAGCACCAGCGGACGCACCCGCCCCGACCUCCAGCCGAACUGCCGAGCAGCAGGCGCGGGACACCAUGCUGACCGAUUCCGAGAAUACCAACAACGAAAACCGAGUCAUUGAGAUGGAGAGCAAUGCUGGGCUGCCGGCGGCUGAGGCUGUUGAGGAAGAACCGGCUGAAGUCGUACCGGAAGUGGAACCGAAAAGUGAGGAGGGUGGGGAGCGGGACAAGUACGCGGAGCAUGUCACGUACAACGAGCAGGGUGAGGCGAUCUACACCGAUCCGGAAACCAAGUUCCAGUAUCAGUGGUGUAAGGUGAAGAAUGAGUGGGUUCCGGUGGCGGCGACGGCGACGGCUUCCGGAGCGGAUCCGUACGAGAAUGAACACUACCGGUGGUGUCACGAAACGAGCAAGUGGAUUCCGAAGGAGAAUCCCAAGGAAACGGAACAUUACCGGUGGUGCGAAGAGAGUGAGAAGUGGAUUCCGAAGGAAAAACCGGAAUCGGAAGAUGAGCGGAAGUAUAGCUACGUGGACGGGGUCCAUCACUACACGGACAAGGACGGAGCGAUUUACUUCUGGGACGGAGAGAAGAAAGCGUGGUUCCCGAAGAUUGACGACGAGUUUAUGGCGAUUUAUCAGCUUAGUUACGGCUUCACCGACAAUACCUCAAGCUCCGCGGACAAGAAGCAACCCGAGGAACGUCCGCCGACUCCACCGAAAGUAGAAGAACAAGAAGAAGAUCCGGAAGACCAAGCCGGUGGCCGUCAGGGCAAGAAACGGAAGGCACCGCCGGAACCGCCCAAGUGGUUCGAGCUGAAGCCGGAACACAACACGAAGGUGUACGUGUCGAAUAUGCCGCCGGACGUGACGGACGAGGAGUUUGCCGAACUGAUGGCCAAGUGCGGGAUGGUGCUGAAGGAUCCGCGCACGAACAAGCUGAAGCUGAAGCUGUACCGGGAUGCGAGCGGACAGGUGAAGGGCGACGGGCUGUGUCACUAUAUUAAGAUCGAAUCGGUGGACCUGGCGCUCGAACUGCUCGACAACUAUGACGUGCGCGGGCACAAGAUUCGGGUGCAGCGGGCCGAGUUCCAGCUCAAGGGCGAGUACAACCCGUCGCUCAAACCGAAGAUCAAGAAGAAGGAAAAAGAGAAGAUGAAGAAGAUGCAGGAGGCGCUGUUCGACUGGCGGCCGGAGAAGAUGCGCGGCGAGCGGUCCAAGCACGAGCGCAUCGUCAUCGUGAAGAACCUGUUCGAGCCGGAGCUGUUCGACCGGGAGGUGCACCUGCUGCUGGAGUACCAGAACGAUCUGCGCGAGGAGUGCAACAAGUGCGGAACGUGCCGGCGCGUGCUGGUGUUUGACCGCCACCCGGAGGGUGUGGCCCAGGUCACGAUGAGCGACCCCGAGGAGGCGGACCUGGUGGUGAAGCUGCUGCACGGGCGGUUCUUCGGCAAGCGGAAGCUGACGGCGGAGAUUUGGGACGGGCGGACCAAGUACAGAGUCGCCGAAACCGAGGCGGACGUCAACAAGCGGCUGGAUAACUGGGAAAAGUAUCUGGAACAGAAGGAGGAGGCCGAAGAAGCUGCCGCGGCUGCUGCGGCCUCCGCGGCGACCACAUCCAAACCUCCAAAAGCAGCAGAUCAAGAAGAACUGCCGGCGCCAACCGAGCCAACAACGGUAUCUGACGAAAAAGAGCUGGCCGCGGAGAUUGAACCGAAGUCAGCGGCAGACGACUCGGCGGAACAACAUCAACCAGAAGAAGAACCAGCUGCGGCGGUUGAGGCAAUGGAUCAGGAGGAGGAAGAAGGGGAUGCAAAUUGAGGUGAAUGUUUUGAAACAAACAAAUAACUGUCUGUCGGUGUGUGUCUCGGUGUGUUUGCUGUCAGAGCCAGGCCUCUGAUUUUUUUUGUUUCGUUUUUUUGCCGCUCAAGGUUCAGAAAUGACUCUUGGCAUAAAUCAGAAUUGUGUGUGCGAGCUGAGCUAUUAUGCAGGCGGAAAGCGAAAUAAAACAAAAACAGAAAUAUAAAACACA